UCACUUCCUGUGGGUCUGCAACGCCGGAGAGAAGAUGGCGGCGCUGGGAGAACCUGUCCGGCUGGAGAGGGAUAUCUGCAGAGCAAUUGAAUUGUUGGAGAAACUACAGAGGAGCGGAGAGGUACCACCACAGAAACUUCAGGCUUUGCAAAGAGUCCUUCAAAGUGAGUUCUGCAAUGCUGUGAGAGAGGUAUAUGAGCAUGUUUAUGAGACUGUGGACAUCAGUAGUAGCCCUGAAGUGAGAGCUAAUGCAACUGCAAAGGCCACUGUUGCUGCAUUUGCUGCCAGUGAAGGGCACUCUCAUCCCCGAGUUGUUGAGCUCCCCAAAACAGAAGAGGGCCUUGGAUUUAAUAUCAUGGGAGGCAAAGAACAAAACUCACCAAUUUAUAUUUCACGGAUAAUUCCAGGUGGAAUUGCUGACCGACAUGGGGGCCUCAAACGAGGAGAUCAGCUACUUUCUGUUAAUGGAGUGAGUGUUGAAGGAGAGCACCACGAAAAAGCUGUAGAGCUACUGAAAGCAGCCCAAGGGAAGGUUAAAUUAGUCGUACGGUACACACCAAAAGUGUUGGAAGAAAUGGAGUCACGCUUUGAAAAAAUGAGAUCAGCAAAACGCAGACAACAGACCUAAUCACUUAAAAAACUUAUGUUCCUUUUUGCUUUUAGCUAAAAAGGUUUUACUUGUGACCUACUGAUGGCCUCAGUGCCAAUGAUUGUAAAACACCAGAAACUUCCGUGAAAUCUUCUUGCCAUUUUAUAAAUGCCUAUUUUAGCAUCACUAUGGUUGUAGAGAAGCAUACACUUUUUUUCUCACGAGAAAAAGUAAAAGGUGAUGAGGGCAGUUCUGUCCUGCUGUUUUUACAGGCCUUUUUCAAAUGCAGAUUUUGUCACAAAGUUGUUAUAGAUUUUUAAAAAAUGCUUUUUUAAUAUUAAAAUGUACUUUUACAUUCUUAAUCUUUUUUUAAAAAGAAAUUUUCUUCAUUUGGCCACUUAUUUACAAAUAACAGAUCUCCAAUGUUUCCUUUUGCUUACUGCAAUUUCUUUGUGAAAUUUCUUCUUAGUUUUCCAAGAAACUAAACCUAACGGUCUUGCCUGCAGCAGUUUAUCACACUGUGAGUGCUGGCAUCUCUGCUGCAUUUUAUACUUGGAACAUACAUAUAAUAUCUGUAAUCAGUGGUAAAUCAUAACUAUCGUGGAACCUUUCGUUUUUAUUUAAACAAUGUAUAAUGUAUUCAUUUAUACUGAUUUGUAAAAGUAAGUUUUUAAACACUGAAGCAAUCAUUGCUAAAAUACGUAUUUCAUAAUAUUUAAGCAGUGAGGCGAGAGGAUGUAAUUUGAUUAUUAGCAUUACUGAUUAAAUUCCUUAUUUAUAUUUAACAGUAUGUUAUAAAUUAUACAUACAAAAAAGCUCAGAUUUCAACUUUUCAAAUUUUUUUAUGCUAUUCAUUUGUAUUUAAAUACAUUUCUCAUAUUUUGGUUCUUUCAUGCCGAGGGAUGAGUCAGUCAGUUUGUGCUGGGGAAAAUGGAAACAAGAGAAAGUGAUGGCUUCAGCCUCUGAAGCCUGGGUAGCCGCACAUUCUUACUAUCCCAGUGUCGGUACCCACUCUAGAUACGAAGGGAGCAUUGAAGAUCCAGCAACAGGCAGUUUCUUAAGCCUCACAAUGAGUAGGGCUCAGAAUGCUCCAUGUCUUCAUGAUUCGAAUAGUGGAGGGAAUUUGAAACAAUACUUUUUACCAUUUGUCCACUGGGUGUCACCAUUUUACUGAAAGGCAGCUAUCGAUGUGCAAUUGUGACUGGUCCUGUACAAGCUGAAAUCAAAGUUGAUUCAUUUUCAGUCACAGAUUAUAGGAACAUUUGUAAGGGGUUAAGUGAUGAUGUUGAAAAAUGUAGGAAUUUGUCAUAAUUACGACUUACUUUUUUUUUUAAAUGGGCAUUUUGUAACAUUCCUUCAGGAAGAAUGGAAAUGUGUACGUUUUUCUGCAUGUUUGUGAGCACUGUGAGUCUUACAAGAUUACUGCAGUUUUCAUUGAUUUUUCAGAGUAAAAGUCAAUCAGCAUUGUUAUUUAUCAUUUAGGAAUUGAACACUGGAUUGUGCAUGGCUGAAUGUCUUUAGUCCACUACAAAAUGUGCUUGAUAUUGAUAGGAUCAUGUUGAAUUGUAUAUUUUCAAAAUUAGCUGAUGUGUUUUUAAAAUGUUGAGACCAAAGUAGAUUAGAAGAGUAUGACAUAUUUUAAUUUAAUUGUAAAAUUAUUAGAGGUGUUUGUUUUAAAACUCUAUAUAAAGAAAGGUCUGGGUACAUAGAGAACAGUAAUACUAUUGUUGUGCUAGUAUGCCUGCAUCACAGGGCACGUAAACCCUGGGGAAACCUUGUCUUAGCAUUGCUACUCCAGCUGCAGUUGCUCCUGAGGACGCAUCGGCGUUCCAUUAUAGUUACAGCUUCCUGGUUUGUGUGUCAGCUGUUGCAGAAUCUCAGCUAAGUCACUUAUUUUUCUUGUUAAGUACUUUGAAUAAGCUCUUUUUCUGCUACAGUAAUUCACAGUAUGUUCUUUGUGUGGGCUGACACCUAUUUCUAAUUCUUAAAGUAAAAAUAACUUAAAGGAGCCAAAUACAUAGCUUUGCUUAGUACUGUGGUGCAUGAGCAGCACUAGUUUGCGUUCGUUGAUGCGAUUCUCGUAGCUCAGAAUUUUAAAUACUGACCUUAGGAAAAUUCAGUCCAAGUGUACAGUCAUCUUUGUGUACUAAGGAAGUGAAGGGAUUUUAAUCUAAUAAACGGAUGGUUUGGGAAUAAAACGAGGCAGUAAAUAUAAAAGAGGCUGUUUGUUUGAUUUGUAACUUACAAAUGAAAAUUUCCCUUAACCCCACUUUUCCAUUUAUUUUCUUAAACAUUUCAUAAUGAGUUGAGUUGGUGAUUCACAACCUUAGCUGCGUGUUAGAAUGCCCUGCAGAUCUUCUUAAAAUACCUAGGUCCCUUCCCAUAACAGUUAAUUCAAAAUUAUCUAUUGAUUGACAAUUUCAUGUGGCAAAGUUGUCUUUAGAAGCUCCUGCCUAGUUCUGAUGGACACCCAGGUUUGAGAAGCGCUAGCUCAUAGACUUUCCAAUUAUACUGGACUCUGGAAUUACAUUUAAAAUGAAGCUACUUAAAGAUUGAUUGUAUAUCUUAGUACUUCUUGAUGAACUUCAAAGGUAUUUGGCAUUCCUUAUUAACAAAAUAAUUACGAUUACCUUUAUUUUCUUUUUUUAAGAUAAAACUUACCAGUAACGCAUUUGUAAAAUUUUAGUGGUUUCUCUUUCUGCCCCCUUUCCCUUUAGAUUCUUUUAAAGGUUCUUACUUGGAAGAGCAUGUCAAAUAUUGCAGAUGUGAAAGCACUGUGAGGAAUGAUUCUGAGCCGUCUACAUACGGCCCCUUACCUGUCUGUCACUGCACUACUGCAUUGAUGUAGCCUUGCCCUUUAGGAUUUGAUGCUUCACUUCUUAAGAUCAACUUUAAGGUAUUUUGCUCAAGUACUUUGUUUACAAUUAAAAUGAAUAGGAUUUAAUAGAAGAUACAGUUAUGGCUUACCUGGAAAGCGUUGUCAGCAUGACUUGGUAUAGACUUAAAAUUAUAAUGUGAUUAUAAUGUGGAAUGAUUAUAGAUAUAUAAGGACUAUAGUAAUUGUAUUCCUGAAUAAAUGUCUGUUUGUGCAUUUUCUAACUUACAGUUCAUUGUGUCUUCUGGCAACAAUCUCAUUUUGUAGUUUUUAUUCUCCAAAAUUUAUGAGUAAUGUUUCUUCAAAGGUUGUUGAAGUAAUAAUAGUUACAUAAUGGGGGAAAUCACUUGAUUAUUAGUUUUCAAGGCAUUUAAAACUAAUUUGUAAUUGGACGUGGUUUUUAAAAAUACUGGCAAAGAUUUGAUACACUUGUACUCUUAAUUUGAGAAAAUAAUUUGGAAUGUGAUACAGUGCUUUUUUCAAUAGAUGAAUCACUUAGCAAUUAAAUUCUGAUUCUAAGGCUUAUUUGAAUAUAUUUGUAUGAGUCGUGCUUGUCCUUUGCAUUUGACACAACUGAUACAACUACAAAUAGAUGUAUUUCCGAACACUCUGUAUAAAAUAACCUUGACAUAAAGUAAAAGCGAAAUCCAUGGUUGUUCCAGAAAUGAA
Messenger RNA from Psammomys obesus (fat sand rat), 4133 nucleotides. It is a transcript of the gene Lin7c, whose product is annotated as lin-7 homolog C, crumbs cell polarity complex component. The record is from RefSeq and is a predicted model, not a curated record. NCBI's taxonomy places the organism in Eukaryota, Metazoa, Chordata, Mammalia, Rodentia, Muridae. Gene Ontology annotation, biological process: protein localization to basolateral plasma membrane; neurotransmitter secretion; maintenance of epithelial cell apical/basal polarity. Gene Ontology annotation, molecular function: L27 domain binding. Gene Ontology annotation, cellular component: cell-cell junction; synapse; basolateral plasma membrane. The transcript is spliced from 5 exons. The coding region runs from base 35 to 628 and encodes 197 amino acids.